Molecule: messenger RNA, 3811 nt
Organism: Cephus cinctus (wheat stem sawfly)
Lineage: Eukaryota; Metazoa; Arthropoda; Insecta; Hymenoptera; Cephidae
Exons: 3
Coding region: 166-1713 (515 amino acids)
Biological process (GO): base-excision repair, AP site formation
Cellular component (GO): nucleus
Molecular function (GO): mismatch base pair DNA N-glycosylase activity
Source: RefSeq, a predicted model, not a curated record
UUGCAAUCAUUCGCUUCUGUCCGAAAGCACACUUAGUGUGGUGGAAAAAGUAUCAAUACUCAGUCGAAGCCAGACACAGGCACGUGUAAAACAGUGACACGGUGUAAACAAAGCAAAGUGAACAGUUUGACAGAAUGUAGAGGAAAAGUUAUCAGAAGCAGGUAUAUGUAUACUGUUUCUAACCUCAGCACUCACCGAUUAUACAGAGAUGGUGUGCAUCUGUUCGCUUCAGGCAAACGCUUUGACUAUCGAAAGUUUACAUUGAACGCAUGUCAGGUCUUGUAUCGAAAUACUUUACUGUAUUCACUAGCAAAGUGUUAUAUAUGGUCAGAUGCCGUAAUCACAGCUAUGCCUUUAUCACUUAGUAAGUUAAAGAAAAGAGCUCCCGAAGAAGUGACAGUAAAACCCAAAAAAAAAAUUGAUAGAUUCGAUGGGCUUACAGAAGAAGAAGUACAAAAAUAUACUUUAUCGGACUAUUUAGAACCAGAUUUAGAUAUGGUAUUUGUUGGAAUUAAUCCUAGUCUAAUGGCUGCACAUCGUGGAAGAUAUUAUGCAGGUCCGGGCAAUCACUUCUAUAAACUUUUGCAUGAAUCUGGAUUGGUUCCUAAAUUUGUCAGCUUUGAAGAAGACUACAAGCUUUUGAAAUAUAAAAUUGGAUUGACCAAUAUUGUUCAUAGAGCCACUAGAUCUUCAGCAGACCUGAAACGUACAGAAAUUAAAGAAGGCGCCUCAGUUGUAGAAGAAAAACUAAAAAUAUUUAAACCCAAAAUUGCUAUAUUCAAUGGCAAGGGUAUCUAUGAAGUAUUUGCUAAUAAAAACAGCAAGUCUGCUUUUAAUUUUGGUUUACAACCAGAACGUAUUGAAAACACUGCAAUUUGGGUUGUUCCAUCGAGCAGUGCUCGUUGUGCAAACUUUCCUCGAAUGAAAGAUAAGCUACAUUUUUAUGUAGCUCUAAAAAAGUACUUACUGUUUCUAAAGGGUGAAAUAAAUGAUGUAGAUGCUAAAGAGUUUUUCUUUGAGGGAAAAUGUAAACAGUUUAUUCCAAGUACUUCAAAGAUGUGGAGACGUAAAAAUAUGUCCGCAUUUUUAUAUGGUGGUAGAGUUGCUAAUAAGGACACUGUCAAUUUAGAUACGUCUGAAGAAUGUAUAGCAACUGUACAAAGUACCGAAUUCAUUGUUAAAGAGCUUGGAAACGGCUCAGAAAAUUCAUUAGAGAAUCUUAGAAACAAAAACGAAUCUCUUGAAAAAUGUUUGGCCACUGCUGUGAAAGCCACUUUUACUUUAGAGCAUGAAACCAAGAAAGUCAAAAUUAACGAUGAAAAUUCGACUACUGAAAAACUAAUGACAUGGAAUUUCAAAGAAGACGCUCCAACAAAUCAUUUACCAUAUUCGGAUGAUAAAGAAACGUACAAAAGACUCGGAAAGAGAUCAAAGAAGCUUUCUCCAAAAUUGAUGAGGCCGCCGAAACAGCCACAUAUUAGAAGAGAACAGGAUUCUGCGGAUUUUGUAAAUUUAAUAAAACAACGUCUCUCUGAAAAGAAAUUUCUGGAUGCAAACACCAUUAAAACCAGUAAAGAAAACGUUAACAUUAUUGUACCAUGCCGUGUAAACGGAAAGAAAUUGAAACACGUUAAUAUAAAUUCAAACGAACUUACCGCCGAAGACAUCCUGGCAUCAAAUGACUCCAAAAAUCGAAAUUUCGAAGACUCGUAAUAUUUUCAUUAUAUCCAUCGUUUCACUGCACCACUAGAGUAUUUAUUAUUUUAAAAAUCCCCGAUCACUAUUAAGUUCACAAAUAAGUUUUAAAUAAAUGUUUGUAUGCAUAACAAUUUAGCGGUUUAAUUUUUCCAUCGCAAGUUAAUAGCACUGCUCCAAAACUAUCAUACAGUAACACUCUUGCAAAUAACUAUAAUGUUUACAUGAAAUAAUGAAAAUUUCAAAAUGAAGGAACUGUAACAAUUUCAACAAUAGUCUGAACUUUAUGAAAUACACCGCCGUUUGGUAAUGUCGUUAACGGAAGAUAAAUAGACUAGGCAGUCCCGUAUGUCUCGUACAGAACUAAUCUGCCAUACUGACGGAUCAUCGAGAAGCCUGCCACCUGUGACUGUGAAUUUACUAUAUCGAUAACAAGCAGUACUUGUAUAGUUGCGACAUCUGUCGGUAGUUUUCAGCAAUUGAAAAAGGAUCAAUCCCAUUCACAGUAAAAAUAAAAAAUUAUCUUCCACGAUUUAAUUUUUCCCCACUUAUCAUUUGCCUUAUCUGGGAAAUGCCAGUAAAAUUCCCUAAAGCUUGCCUUAAAAGAUAAUCUUAUUAAAUUACAACGAGUCAGUCAAGUAGAUCUAAUCUUGACUCGAACGUAUGAAUUCAAAACGAUAGAUUUCUUUUUAACUGACUGUAGAUUUUUAAUAUUUUAAUAAGCUUGAAUUAAAAUCCUUGAAGGAAUUUGCAUCAUCCGCUUUAUUGCUUAGUCUAUAUCCAUCUUACGUCAGACCAUAAACGAUAUUAAAGACAGAAUACUUAACAGAAUAAAAGAAAAUGGGAAAUCUUAAUUAAACAUAAAAUCUGGUUAAGAGUCAGAAUCAUAUGAUCGUAAUAUAUCGUAAUAAUAUAUCUCAUCCUAUUAUUCCGAUAGCAUUUUGUUUCUAAUAUGUAAUAUAACACUGUUUCAUACAAACUCAUAUGCACGAGACGUUUAAAAAAAGAUUAUCUAUUCAUAAUACACCCAUACAUCAAUUCCUAAUUUAUAACUAGUCUUACAAAAUUAUCCCUUAAACCGAUAAGAACACACACGUAUGUAAUGAAAUGUAUUAACAAAAAAUUUUCAGCAAUGUCUUUCAAACCAACAAAAUGUAUAACCAUAUUCAUUAUCACAAAGCAUAAUCCAUAAAAUAAAAUAUCAAAUAUCACAUGAAACGAUUUAAUACAUCUACAACGAUAACAAAAAAGUCGAGACAAAAAAAAUUAUGUUAAUAUUUUCUUCAUUCACUGUAUAUCAAGAAAGCAUUCAGCUAUAUUAUAUUUCUAAGAAAAAUAAUAGAUACAUAAAAUAAAUACAAAAAUCAACAAUAAUAAUAAAAAGAUUCAAGUUAUCCACGAUCAAUUAAAAAUAUUGUACACGGAUGUACUACUCUCGCUUACAUAAUUCAAAUGAAACAGAAAACACAAUCUGCCUAAAAACAGUAAUGAGAUUCAUUUCGCCGACUCUGAGAUCUAACGUCUGCGCGAAAGAGCGAAAGCAUCCGAAGGAACCCGAGUAUAACAGGUCGCUCGAUACGUGCGUACGUGUCUAUCAUUUCGUAUCGCGGCAGUGAGGCAUUGACUGUCUAGUUUGACAGUUGCUCCUUCUUUCCUCUGUGACAAUCAGUGAUCAGUGGUAAUAUAAUUAUUUCAAAAUGUGAGUACCAUUGCUACUAGUGAUAUACCACUAGAUAAUUUUUACCAAACUUCACAUGUCAAAUGGAUUCUGCGCAUUUCAACUUUAAGUAAUUGUGGUUAUGGACAAGCGCACUGCUAACGAUUCUUUUACUCGGUGUACAAUUUCGUUGAACUACGUAUUACAAUCUACGUUACGUCCUAAUUCCGACGUGUUUUACAAAGAGAGCUGACCAUGUGUGUAGUACCUAUGUAGGACAUGAAACCGGUCUCAGCUGCUGUUAACAACACUCCCGAAAUUCUUGUGAUAUAUGUAAAUGACAGAAUCCUCUAUACGCAAAUUGUGGCAUUAGACACGGAUUAGAAUUAUCAACUUUUUUUUAAAUUUCAACAUGCAUCGUUUUCAGUAAAGAAAUAAAACCGUUGACUGUCACGUGUA